Exophiala bonariae is the source of this 1563-nucleotide messenger RNA. RefSeq lists its product as uncharacterized. Gene Ontology annotation, molecular function: NADP binding; N,N-dimethylaniline monooxygenase activity; flavin adenine dinucleotide binding. The transcript has 9 exons. The record is from RefSeq and is a predicted model, not a curated record. NCBI's taxonomy places the organism in Eukaryota, Fungi, Ascomycota, Eurotiomycetes, Chaetothyriales, Herpotrichiellaceae. Bases 1 to 1563 code for a protein of 520 amino acids.
AUGGGUAGUGUUGAGCACACAAGUACUUUCCACGAAGGCAUGGAUUCGAUCUAUCAGGUCAACGAGGCCGUUUUAGGGCAUGCCCGUCCAAUGCGAGUUGUUUGUAUCGGCGCUGGAGCAACAGGCUUGGAUCUUGCGUAUAGAGUCAGCCGGCACCUGCAGUCUGUUGAUCUUCAGCUUUACGACAAGAAUGAGAUACUGGGUGGAACGUGGUUUGAGAAUACAUAUCCGGGCUGUGCCUGUGAUAUUCCCGCCCAUAUCUAUGAGUAUGAAUGGGCGCCCAAUGCCAAUUGGACGCAAUUUUACGCCUCAGGGCCAGAGAUUCUGCAGUAUUUCCGCGAUACAGCGAGGACUCACGACUUGGAAAAGUACAUCAAGCUGCGUUCCGAAGUCAUUGAGGCUCGAUGGGCCGAGGACGAGGGAAAGUGGAUGCUAAAGAUUAAAAGUCAUUCGACUGGGGCCAUCAUUGACGAUUGGUGCCAUUUUCUCGUCAAUGGGGGUGGUUUUUUGAACCACUGGCAAUGGCCUAAUAUCCGAGACCUACAUACUUUCAAGGGCGCAUUAUUGCAUUCAGCUUCCUGGAACGCGAAAGUCGAUUUGGAAAAGAAGAACAUCGCUGUCAUCGGAAAUGGCUCGUCCGGUAUCCAGCUCGUCACGGCAUUACAGCAAGAUACGGCAAAUCAAAAACUUGAAUUCGCAGAAUAUCCAGAGAAGCAUCUCGAAUAUCGCAAAGCUAUUGAAAAUGACUUGAACAACGGGUUUAAAUCGGCUCUGUAUGAUUCUCCUGAACAAGCUUUAGCUAGAAAAACAUUGACGAACAUGAUGCGAAUACGAUUGGGUAAUCACCAUGCGCUGGCAGAUAGGAUAACCCCAAGUUUUGGAGUUGGAUGUCGGCGACCUACACCUGGUGUUGGUUAUUUGGAAGCUUUAACAGAACAGAACGUUCGGGUGGUUUUUGAUCCUAUCAAACGAGUUGUUCCGCAGGGCAUCGAACUCGAAACUGGAGAGGUCAUCCAACUCGAUGCGAUAGUCUGUGCGACGGGCUUCAAUGUCUCUUGGAAACCUCGUUUCCCAAUUAUUGGUAGAGGUGGUGUCGACAUGCGCGAUCAGUGGACUUCUAGACCCACAGCAUACCUUUCCUUAGCUGUGCCAAACUUUCCCAACUAUAUUUUGUAUAUGGGUCCAAACGGGCCCCUUUCUCACGGCUCUGCGCUUCCAAGUAUUGAACACAUCACACGAUAUGUAAUUAAGCUGCUCUAUAAGAUGCAGAUAGAAGGCUACAAAGCAGUUGUUCCUUCACAACAGGCUUUAGACGACUUCAUACAACACGCCGACGCUUUUCUUGCUCGCACGGGAGAGAUGAUGGUCCGGCUCUUGUCCAUCCUGGAAGUCGGCUUCACUGGUUUCACACGCUAUCAGCUCCUCGGUGGCAAGACUGGGAGUGGACCUCUUGGAAUCGCAACAGGUUCUCAUACCUUGGGAAUGGGUUCUCUACCAUGGACGGAGAAAACAAAGAUAAAUCUUGGUAUUUUGGGGAUGCAGAUCUUGGAUAUGAGGCGAUAA